AUGGGUAAUUGUAUUCCAACAAGGCCUCCUACGAACUCGCCUCCUCGAAGCGGGCUUGAGAGGCUGAAAUCGGAGAGUGGGUAUGUUAGUGGAAGAGGAGGGAGUAGAUCAAGUAAGCAUUCUUCUUCAAGCAGGCAAUUUGACUUUUCGAGUAGGCGGUCUGAAGGGAGUGUAAGUAAGAAGAGCGUGGGGGUCUCAAGUCGCGACAGUGAUGGUGGUGGUGGUGGUGGGAGGUUGAUUAGUAGAGAAGACGAGAAUGAAGGUGAUGUUGCAGGUGGAAAUGUACCUCAGAGGAUAUUGACUAGGAAGAGAUUAGAUGCUGGAACUGAUGAACUCAUUGAUGGUUGGCCGAAAUGGCUCACUGAUAACAUUUCAAGAGAUGCUUUAGUUGGUAUUAUACCCAAGAGCGCUGAAUCUUACGAAAAGCUGGAUAAGAUAGGACAGGGAACGUAUAGCAAUGUUUAUAAGGCUCGAGAUCGAAAGACUGGUCAAAUAGUUGCACUAAAGAAGGUCCGAUUUGACACGUCAGAGCCAGAGAGUGUGAGAUUCAUGGCAAGAGAAAUCACGAUAUUGCAGAAACUGGAUCACCCUAAUGUUGUAAAGCUGCUUGGCUUAGCGACAUCCAGAAUGCAGUAUAGUCUUUACUUGGUAUUCGAUUUCAUGGUUUCAGAUUUAUCAAGAAUUAUAACCCGCAAGGAUGAAAGGCUUACUGAGCCUCAGGUAAAAUGCUAUAUGCAACAGCUGCUGGCAGGUCUUCAGCACUGUCAUGGAAGAGGAAUUUUACACCGUGAUAUUAAGGGUUCCAACUUGUUAAUCGAUAGAAGUGGAAUGCUAAAAAUUGCAGACUUUGGCCUCGCAAAUUCCUUUGAUCCUGACAAGAAACGACCUCUGACGAGCAGAGUUGUGACACUGUGGUAUAGAGCACCUGAGCUCCUAUUAGGUUCUACAGAUUAUGGUGUUGGUAUUGAUCUCUGGAGUGCUGGAUGCCUUCUGGCAGAAAUGUUCACUGGGAGGCCUAUUAUGCCCGGCAGGACAGAGGUCGAGCAACUGCACAGGAUCUUCAAGCUAUGUGGAUCGCCAUCUGAAGACUACUGGAAAAAAUUGAAGCUGCCUGCAAGCUUCAGGCCCCCACAGCCAUAUAAACCAAGCUUUUUUGACACCUUUAGUGAAUUUCCAACAUCUUCUCUGGGCCUCUUGCACUCACUUCUUGCUCUUGAUCCUAUGUAUCGUGGUAGCGCAUCUUCUGCUCUUCAAAGCGAGUUCUUUUUUGCAAGCCCCUUGCCGUGCGACCUCUCUGGAUUACCCGUUGUUUACGUGAAAGAGGAUGAACCGAUUCAGACAACCGAGCGAGAAAGGAAAAGAUCCUCUAAAGGGAAACAACAUUCUGGACUUAUUAAAGACGACGCCAUCACAAGUGAACAACCAUAUGGAAUUUUUAAAGAGGACCAAGAAAAGAUUGCUGCAGAAGUUGUUUCACAUAGCCAAGAGACGACUACUGGUAGUAGUACAGCAGGUACUACUAGUACUUCUUCAAGUGUAAAUCCUAGGAAGGAUGAUGAAGUGUCACCUCCCACAGUGUUCGAUAUCGAACCUUUUCAGCCGAAGUUAUUAGCAAGAACAGAAGCUCAUCCUAAUGCAAUGAAGAACAUUAAGAAUAAACCUCCAGUGCCUAUCUCCACAAAAACAAGUAACAUGUCUAAUUUCAUUAAUGAAGGUAAAGAUAGCAAGUAUAGGCUGACUCAUGAGAAAAGAUCAAUUUCAACAAGAGAUUUCCGGCAGUUUCACCAAGACCAAAUGAAUAAGAUUACACCUUAA
Molecule: messenger RNA, 1815 nt
Organism: Papaver somniferum (opium poppy)
Lineage: Eukaryota; Viridiplantae; Streptophyta; Magnoliopsida; Ranunculales; Papaveraceae
Product: probable serine/threonine-protein kinase At1g54610
Exons: 7
Coding region: 1-1815 (604 amino acids)
Biological process (GO): protein phosphorylation; positive regulation of transcription elongation by RNA polymerase II
Cellular component (GO): cyclin-dependent protein kinase holoenzyme complex; nucleus
Molecular function (GO): cyclin-dependent protein serine/threonine kinase activity; RNA polymerase II CTD heptapeptide repeat kinase activity; ATP binding
Source: RefSeq, a predicted model, not a curated record